Messenger RNA from Anisakis simplex (herring worm), 1140 nucleotides. NCBI's taxonomy places the organism in Eukaryota, Metazoa, Nematoda, Chromadorea, Rhabditida, Anisakidae. The record is from the annotation of a GenBank genome assembly.
AUGUUGGCUUUCAUCUCUGUGCUAGUGUUCUUCGGUCAUUGUGGAUUCGCUCAAUACUUCAGCGGCCCAUGCCUUUGUUCGCUACCCACUCGAUCCACCUUUCAGCCGUACAAUCCGCUCGGAUCUCAAUCGUCCUCUUUUCAACCUCAUUUUCAAGGUCCACUCCAACCACAAAUUCAGUCUCAGACACCCCUACGACCUGGCGCUGAACCUCACAGCGCUUGUCCACCAGCCCCGCCAUGUCCUCCCAUUCCUGCAUCAUGUAUUUUGCCUGCUUCAGGAGGAUAUCAUCCUUAUUCAAGUUUUCCCAAUAUACCGGUUCGAUCAGGAUAUUCGCCUGUGAUAAGUCCGUCUGUGACUGGCUACGAUUACACUGCGCCUUACAACUAUUACAACCUCUUGAGAGAAAAAGAACGACUAAACGCUCAUUUGCCCGCACAUUUGGACGUAUCGGAAAUUGCUCGUCAAAAUAUUCAUGCGUCACCAUUUGAUACGGCCGACGUAACACCGGUUAAGGCCACUGAAAAAACAGCGUCCGAAGAAAACGUUUUCCAUGCCCAAAAAGCGCCUCUGGAAGGAAUCGCUCAAGCGGAACCCUUCUGGGCGAAGCUGACUGGCGCUGAACGUUCCGCAGUAGCCGCAUAUAUGAAGAAUGCCAUGCUAUCACAAUACACGACCGCAUCAAAAGCCCAUCAACUAAAUGCGCAGAAUAUUCCAGUGCCAGAAAUUGGUGUGCCCCAUGACCACGAGAAUGAUAACGCAGUUUUCAGUCAAACCCAAACUCCUCUGAACGAUUGCUGUAUUCGAUGUGCUGGUUUGUGUCAUUAUCGUAGCAGAAGGAAUUUGGAUUCUGUGAGCAACGGACAAAAAGAUCACAAUGGCACAACAGAAGCAGAGGAAUCGCUGGCGGAGACAAAGUGCAACAGCGAGAAGCUUCGCAAUAUCAUGAAGACGGCAAUCAGCAGAAGUGUAACAUCAUCGAAACGUGAUAUACAAAAGUUGGCUGAAGACACGCUUGGUGGUUACUUUCAUGUGAUUUGUUCGAUGCAAGAUUUUAGUUACGUGGCUCGAACCAACAUGUUUUGUCAAGCCCAAUACGACGAUGUGCAUUGCUAUGCAUUUCAAACACUGUCGUUGUGA